Messenger RNA from Sphaeramia orbicularis (orbiculate cardinalfish), 2018 nucleotides. RefSeq names its product WASP actin nucleation promoting factor b (gene wasb). Gene Ontology annotation, biological process: actin filament organization. The coding region runs from base 230 to 1837 and encodes 535 amino acids. NCBI's taxonomy places the organism in Eukaryota, Metazoa, Chordata, Actinopteri, Kurtiformes, Apogonidae. The record is from RefSeq and is a predicted model, not a curated record. The transcript is spliced from 11 exons. Gene Ontology annotation, molecular function: actin binding.
GAAAAUGGAAGUAACACAUUCAUUUGUGCUGUGCAUCUGACAGAAAGAAGAAAAGUGGGGGUUAGAGAAGUGUGGUUGUCCGUUUCCUGCUCUGAGUUGAUGUGUGCACAGAACAGAGAAGAGAAACUUCCUUUACUGUAGAGUUUAUUGGUGUGAGAGCUGAGAGGACGCUUUUUCAGAUGCUGCACACAGACAUUUUAGAUUAACCUGGGAAAUUAAUUAUAGGACCAUGAGCCGUGGAUCUAAAACAAAAUUGGAGAGUGUCCAGAGCUGUCUGCUGAGCCUACAAGAGAAUGACAAACUUGAGGAGCUGCUGGGCAGAAGGUGUGCUUCCAUGGCCACCGCAGUUGCACAGUUGUUCAUGGCUCUGCCCAACAGCCCAUCCUUCUGGAGUCUGCAACACACCGGAGUAGUCUGCUUUGUGAAGGACAACCCCAAACGCUCAUACUUCAUACGGAUGUUUGAUUUGAAGAUGGGGAGACUGAUAUGGGAGCAAGAAAUCUACAACCAAUUAGUUUACUCCGCACCACAAUCCUUCUUUCACACUUUUGCUGCAGAUGACUGUCAGGUUGGACUGAACUUUGCUGAACAACAGGAAGCAGACACCUUCCAAAAUGCAGUUGUGGACAAAAUUAACCAAAGAAACACCCGCCAAGAUAAGAAACAACGCCCCCUACCUCCUAUUGAAAGAAGUGGUCCACCUCCACUACCAAAUGAAAAAGUAUCUACCAGCCCUGUUGGUCUUCACAUGGCUACAGUUGACAUCCAGAACCCAGACAUCCAGUCUUCACGCUACCGCUCAAUGCCUUCACCUGCUUCCGCCUCAUUACUGACCAGUAAAGGAAAGAAGGAUAAGAAGAGCAAGAAAAAGGGGCCCAAACUUUCCAAAGCAGACAUUGGAGCCCCAAGUGGAUUUAAGCAUGUUACCCAUGUCGGCUGGGAUCCCAACAACGUUGACCCUGACCUUUUGAGACUGCUCUCCCAAGCUGGGAUCGGUGAAGCUGAAAUGAGGGAUGAACAGACCUCCCAGCUCAUCUAUAAUGUCAUCGAGCAGUCUGGAGGCAUGGAGGCAGUCAAAAGGGAGCUGAACAGAGAUGCUUCUGGGCCUCCACCUCCCCCACCAGGCAGACAGGGGCCUCUCCCUCCGGUGCCGGGUUCCGGUGCCCCGGCUCCUCCACCUCCACGAGGCCGUUCUGGACCUUUGCCUCCCGUUCCAGGCCAGUCAAGAGGGAGCCCGUCCUCACAGCCUCCUCCAUCACGGGGUAGCCUACCGCCCCCACCUCCAACAAACCGAGGUGGUCCUCCACCACCUCUACCACCUUCACACACUUCAUCCUCUCACUUCCCUUCACCACCACCUUCAAGACCCUCAAUGUCUCACAACCCACCUCCUCCUCCACCGCCGUCCAACCACCAGCGCUCUGUGGGUUUCCCACCUCCUCCCGUCCCAUCUGCACCUAACAGAGGAGGGGGUGGUGGAGGUGGAGCAGGGCCUCCCCCUCCUCCUCCUCCACCUCCUCCACAGACCCUGAUCUCUUCAGAUUUCCCACCUCCUCCUCCUCUAGGUGGAACUCCACCUCCGCCACCUCCAACAGCCUCAUGUGGAGGAGGGAACAGCAGGGGGGCAUUACUGGAUCAGAUCCGACUGGGGAAGAAGCUCAGAAAUGUGACAGAGUGUCCUGAACCUGCUACACCUACACCACCAGAAUCAGGCGAAGGAAUUGUUGGUGCUCUCAUGAUGGUUAUGCAGAAGAGGAGUAAAGUCAUCCAUUCCUCUGAUGAAAGUGAAGAUGAUGGAGGAGAUGAUGAUGAUGACGAUGACGAAUGGGAUGACUGAUGAGGCAGUUUAUGGUUUUGUGGAUUUAAAGCUUAGUUUGACUGGGAUUAAUAUUGGAAAAUGCUGAAUUUUAACACUGUUAUAUGUUUUCAGGGUUUUAUAGCCUUAGUCAUUGCAAAUUAUUUGUUUGACUUGUGCAUGAUACAACAUAAGUGAUUUAAUAAAAGUGCAACUAAAGGGC